AUGUCCGACAGCGAUCAUCUAUUCGAUGGGUUCGUUGGCUACGUCGCAGAAGUUUCCAUCAACUCGGAAUCGCCGAUUACAAAGUAUUCGUUGUCGAGAAGUUUCAAAGAUCUCUGUAAAUUGAAUAUCAACGACAGAUUCUUUUGUAAUAAAUUCGACCAAAAAGUUGUCGAUCGAAUCCUCAAAUCAAAGUACGACAUCGAACUGAAAGCGAGAAUAUUCUUUGUCACAAGCACCCCAGUCAGAUUAUUGAGUAAGCCACCAAGAAUUGCCGUUCCCCAGCCACAAAUGCCGCCACCACAGUGUAUGACUCCUUGGAUGAGAGGCCCCGCCUAUCAGUUUGUGGUACCUGGAAGCCAAAUGUAUUAUGUGUCACAACCUGGACGUGUCAAUCCAGAAAGUUCUACGCCGGAAGAAGACGAGGGGAGGUCAAAGAGACAGAUUACUGAAAAUAAUGAGCCAGGACCAUCAACGAGUAAUAUCAGAGAUCCUCCUGAGAUGGAGCCGUCACCAAAGAAAAUGAGGAAAUCAGUGGAGCCCAUUUUUGAGGAGAAAAAAGUGGAGGAUCUCAUCAUAAUAGAGCCUCCAAUUGUGAAUCAACCAAUAAUUUCACGGAAUCACGGAUCGUCAUUCAUGGAUACCAGUUCUUUAAUCAAUCACUACUCAAAGUUCCUCCGGGAAAUUUAUUUCUUCCACGGAGAAGUUUCUGGAAGUUUCAAUCGGGAGAUAAAGGAGUUGUAUACGGCGGUGGAGAAUCAGAAUCAUGGAAUGAACAUUACCCCAUCAAAAAUCAAAUCUCAUCUGGAAGUGUGCCUUGAUGAGAUUUGCACCGAUAAAACCACCGAAUCAGAUGACAAAGUAAACCUCAAUACAAUGCUAAAUGAUUUAAACCAGAUGGCCAGACACCUCGGAGAUGAUCUUUCGAUGAAAAUCGUCCCGUUGGUUUCCAUGUAUUUGGAAGAAGCAAAGGAGUCGGAUACUGUGUCGAGAAAAGGGGCAAAAGAGGCUAUCGAGAACAUGAUCAAUAGAUUAAAGAAGUGUGCAAAAUCGUCUUGA
Caenorhabditis remanei is the source of this 1056-nucleotide messenger RNA. RefSeq lists its product as uncharacterized. NCBI's taxonomy places the organism in Eukaryota, Metazoa, Nematoda, Chromadorea, Rhabditida, Rhabditidae. The transcript has 5 exons. The record is from RefSeq and is a predicted model, not a curated record. The coding region runs from base 1 to 1056 and encodes 351 amino acids.